This is a messenger RNA of Bactrocera dorsalis (oriental fruit fly), 2580 nucleotides long. RefSeq lists its product as uncharacterized. Gene Ontology annotation, biological process: telomere maintenance; DNA repair. Lineage: Eukaryota; Metazoa; Arthropoda; Insecta; Diptera; Tephritidae. Bases 1 to 2580 code for a protein of 859 amino acids. The record is from RefSeq and is a predicted model, not a curated record. Gene Ontology annotation, molecular function: DNA helicase activity. The transcript has 2 exons.
AUGAUUGAUACCGUCAUAUCGGCCGAAAUUCCAGAUCAAACCAUCGACCUAGGAUUAUUCGAAGUUGUCACGAUAAAUAUGAUUCACGGUCCCUGUGGUGAUAUUAAUCGAAAUUCACUUUGUAUGAUUGAUGGUAAAUGUUCGAAAAGUUUUCCAAAGCAAUUGAUUGCUGAAACAAUUACAGGAGAUGAUGGAUAUCCACAGUAUCGUCGACGAUCAACUGAAGACAACGGUAAAUCAACUGUAAUUAAAAUUAAAAAUCAAGAUGUUGAAAUCGAUAACCGGUGGAUAGUUCCGUACUCACCGAUGCUGUCAAAAAUGUUCAACGCUCACAUCAAUGUAUGUUGCAAUUCUGUAAAAUCAAUCAAAUAUAUUUGCAAGUAUGUGAAUAAGGGCAGCGAUAUGGCUGUUUUUGGAGUGGCUCCUGAGAAUAAUCAUGACGAAAUUUUGCAGUACCAAAUGGGGCGCUAUAUUAGUACGAAUGAAGCUGUAUGGCGUAAUUUAUCGUUUCCAAUUCAUGACAGACAUCCGGUUGUUGUACAUUUGGCAGUUCAUCUUGAAAACGGCCAACGUGUUUACUACACUGCUGCAAAUGCCGAACAAAGAGUAGUAGAGCCACCAGUAACUACACUGACAGCUUAUUUCCAGUUAUGUGAAACUGAUGAAUUUUCCAAGACUUUGCUAUAUUCGGAAGUGCCUCACUAUUUCACAUGGAAUGCACCAACAAAAAAAUUUCAACGUCGCAAACAAGGCACACCUGUUGAUGGUUAUCCAGGUAUUUUUCGAACAGAUGCUUUGGGACGCAUUUGUACAGUUAGUCCAGCUAAUGUUGAAUGUUUUUACUUGCGACUUUUGUUGGUGAACGUACAUGGACCUCAAUCAUUCAAACAUUUACGAACUGUUAAUGGUCAAUUGUGCGCAACAUACCGUGAAGCAUGUCAACACUUGCAUUUGCUGGAAGAUGAUACGCAUUGGGAUGCUACGCUUCGUGAUGCAUCAAUUGUUUCUCCACCAAUUCAAAUUCGUAUGUUAUUUGCGAUCAUAAUAUCAACAUGUUUUCCAUCAAAUCCACUGGAAUUGUGGAAUAAAUACAAAGAUUUCAUGGCUGAAGACAUUUUGAUUCGACUUCGACAUCGUUCCAAUGAUCCUGCAUUGCUGCUGACAUUGGAAAUGUAUAAUGAAGCCUUGAUAAUGAUCGAAGAUUUGUGCCUUACGAUUGCAAAUAAGGCAUUAGGGCAAUUAGGAUUGACUCCACCAAAUCGUCCAAUGCAUGAUUUAUUUGAACGAGAAUUGCAACGCGAACUGCAAUUCGAUCGUAAUGAAUUGCGUGCGUUCGUACAAACGUAUACUCCACAAUUAAAUGAUCAACAAAAAUAUGUAUAUGACACAGUGAUGCAAGCUGUCAAUGGCAACACUGGUGGAUUGUAUUUUUUGGAUGCACCUGGCGGCACUGGAAAAACAUUUUUGAUUUCAUUAAUACUGGCAACGAUUCGGUCGGAACAAAAAAUCGCAUUGGCACUUGCUUCUUCCGGAAUUGCAGCUACAUUACUUGAUGGCGACCGCACAGCACAUUCCGCCUUGAAAUUGCCAUUGAACAUGCAAGCAAUUGAAACACCAACAGGCAAUAUUUCAAAGAGUUCUGGAAUGGCUAAAGUCUUGCAACAAACAUCCAUUAUUUUAUGGGACGAAUGUCCAAUGGCCCAUAAAAAAUCUUUGGAAACCUUAAAUCGAACAUUACAAGAUUUGAGACGGAGUUUACAGCUGUUUGGCGGUGCAUUAAUAUUGUUAUCUGGUGAUUUUCGUCAAACGUUGCCUGUUAUUCCGAGAUCAACACCAGCUGAUGAAAUUAAUGCAUGUUUGAAAAGUUCAUUUUUGUGGGCACACUUACAAAUGCUUUUGUUGACGACCAAUAUGCGUGUGCGUCUUCAAAAUGAUUCUUCAGCACGUAAGUUUUCAAAGCAAUUGCUGAAGAUUGGCGAUGGAAAAAUGGCAAGUGAUCAAAAUGGGUUUAUCACGUUACCGAAUAAUUUUUCAAUAAUUGUAUCAUCAAAAGAAGAACUCAUUGAUCGCGUUUUUCCAAAUAUUGCUCAAAAUCAUAAUAACCAUGAUUGGUUACGAGAACGUGCAAUUUUAGCACCAAAAAAUGUCAAUGUCAAUGAAAUCAAUUUCCACAUCCAGGAAAAAUUGCCAGGUAAUUCGGAAACGUAUAAAUCCAUUGAUACUGCUAUGAAUGAUGAAGACGCAGUCAAUUAUCCGGUUGAAUUUUUAAAUUCUUUGGAACCACCAGGCAUGCCACCGCAUAAUUUUAAUUUGAAAGUUGGUUCAUUGAUUAUACUUCUUCGAAAUCUUAAUGCACCGAAACUUUGUAAUGGGAUGAGACUUUCAGUGAAGAAAUUGAUGCCAAAUUUAAUUCAAGCAACAAUUCUCACUGGCAAAGCAAAAGGUGAAAUUGUACUAAUACCGCGCAUCCCAUUAAUACCAACGGACAUGCCAUUCGAAUUUAAACGUCUUCAAUUUCCUGUUCGGCUAUCUUUUGCAAUGACCGUCAACAAAGCCCAAGGGCAAACGCUCAAGAUCUAA